GCUCCCGGCCAUGGCUCAGAGGCUGCCCGAGCUGGUGGAGGAGCUCACGACCUCGGGGGAGCCCCAGCUGAACGCGGGCAAAAUGAAGGAGCUGAAGAAACUCUGCAAGUCCUCGGUGGAGCAGCUGGGCCACACCUACCACUUGCUGAAGGCCCAGCUGAGCCAGGAGCACGCCCAGGUUCGCCUCUCCACUUUCCAGGUCAUGGAGCAGCUCUUCGCCAGGUCGCACCACUUCAGGACACUGCUGGUGUCUGAUUUCCAGGAGUUUCUGGAGCUCACACUGGGCACCAACCAUUCACAACCUCUGCCGCCUCCCCAGGAGGUGGCCCGGCAGCUUCGGCAGGCAGCUCUGCGGGCUGUCAAGGACUGGACAGCCCAGUACGGUGCAGCCUACAAGAAGCUGGACUUGGGUUACCACUUCCUGAGGCACAGCAAGCAGGUGAACUUUCAGGAUAUGGAUGCACGGACUCCAGCAGAACGGCGGCGGGACGAGGCGAGGCAGAGGCGCUUGGAUCAGAUCCACCAGGACCGUGCCCAGCAGGCUGCAGGCCGCAUGGAGGAGAUGUUCACGGAGAUCCAGUGCUGUCUCACAGAGCUGGACAGCUGCUUUGAGCUGUUGCUGCCCUUUGACCUCGCUGGAGCCUCCCACACGGCAGAGAACAAGUUAGAGCCCCAGGAGGAAGAGCAGCCAUGUUGUAGCAGGAGCCUCUCAGAAGCAGACCACCCAGCAGCUGCCCCUGGAGCCUCCUCCGAGGACGAUGAGAGUGACCAGGAUGAGUUUGUGCGGUGCCACGGACUGGGCUCCCACAAGUACACGCUGCAGGUGGAUCUAUCCACAGAUGGCCUGAGGGUGCAGGAGGACGAGGACAAUGCCGCCAUCAUCCACUCAGCACGGGAUGCACUAAAGCUCAUCCAGAACAAGUUCCUGCCGGCCGUGUGCUCCUGGGUCCAGGUCUUCACCCGGGCAGGAGUCCAGGGAGGAUCUCUGCAGAAGGCCAUCAGCCUGAAGGUGGAGUUGGAGAAGGCCCUGCGGAGGGGCAGGGAGUUGGCCAUUGAGCCCCAGGAGCUGCGCCAGCACCAGAUGGCCACCACAGGGGACACGGAUGAGGACGAUGAUGACGAAGACUUUGUAGAGGUCCUGGAGAAGGAAGGGUACGAGGCCCACAUCCCUCACCACCUGUGGGCAGAGUAUGGGCUGGAGGAGAAGCCUGCGGCGCAGGGCUCAGCAGCAAGAACAAGGACAAGCAGGGAGGAGGAGGAGGCAUGUGACCCCACCACGGCUGCUGCCCAGCUGCAUCAUCGCCCCCGCCACCCACCCUCUACCCCCAGGGCCCUCAGCACACCACCAGCAUCACCAAAGCCAGAGGAGACUGGGAGACUGGCAGAGCGGGCUCGGGCGCCUGUGGUGCCCUUCGGCGUAGACCUGUGCUACUGGGAACAGGAGCAGCCACCAGUUGGCAAGAUUCUCAGAGCCGACUCGGAGCACCGCUUCUGGAAGCCGAGCGAGGUGGAGCCAGAGGUGGAUAGUGCCACUGUGGCCGAGACACUGCGUACACGGCGCAUCACAUUUGCAGGAACAUUCGAGCCUGUACAGCACCGGUGCCGUGCCCCACGACCUGACGGCAGGCUGUGUGAACGCCAGGACCGGCUGAAGUGCCCUUUUCAUGGGAAGAUUAUCCCGAGAGACGACACUGGCCAGCCCCUCCGUGAGGAAGACCGAGUACGGGAACAGCAGCAACAGCUGCAGAAACAGGCAGAGCGGCCAGACUGGAAGGACCCUGCGUUCCUGCGCGAUGUGGAGGCAGCAACAGGGGUGGACCUUGGCUCGUCGCUGUGCGGCAAGGGCAAGGGCAAGGGCAAGAAGAGGAAGCAUCCUGGCCUGACAGACCUCAGGCAGCAGACCAACACCCCCCGUACACGCAUCGCCAAGAAGGUGUUUGCCAAGAAAGCCAUGCAGAGGGUGGUGGCGGCCAUGAACCAGAUGGACCAGAAGAAGCACGAGAAGUUUGCCAACCAGUUUAACUACGCACUGAAGUAGAGGGCGGGUGCCUGCUCACACAGCCUGGGCUCUCAGAGGGGCCCGCAGACCCCACCCCGCACAGCUG
This is a messenger RNA of Sorex fumeus (smoky shrew), 2105 nucleotides long. It is a transcript of the gene UVSSA, whose product is annotated as UV stimulated scaffold protein A. Gene Ontology annotation, cellular component: chromosome. Gene Ontology annotation, molecular function: RNA polymerase II complex binding. The transcript has 13 exons. The coding region runs from base 11 to 2038 and encodes 675 amino acids. The record is from RefSeq and is a predicted model, not a curated record. NCBI's taxonomy places the organism in Eukaryota, Metazoa, Chordata, Mammalia, Eulipotyphla, Soricidae. Gene Ontology annotation, biological process: response to UV; transcription-coupled nucleotide-excision repair.